AUGACUUUUGAAGGCUCCAAGCCUUUGAGAGCUGCCAAGGGCACCAAGCCCCUGGCACUUGGUAGGGGACACACCAAAUGUUCCCCUGGCAUAAUAGAUGUUGAAGAGAAUGUACUGUUGACCAUGAAAUUGGAGCUCAGUGAAAGGAAGGGAGAUGCAAGCCUCAAACUCACUGGUGGGCAAAUUGAAAAGACUCUAGUAUUGGAAGGAGAAGAUGGAACUGGGGGUAGCCACAGCAAACCAUUGGCCUUAAUAGAUAAUGGAGAGAAUGCUGUGUUAACCAGGAAAGUAAGAAAGAAAGCAAGAAAGCAAGUAAGAGAAACCCAAUUAGCAUCCCUAUACAAAGAUGAUCAGAGAUCAGCUAAGGAAGGGGGAGACACAAGCCUUGAACUCACCAGCAGGAAAAGUGAAGGAGUCUUCUCUCAGACAGACAAGGCAGAGCUGGGGGUAGCCACAGAAAACCAUUGGCCUUAA
Pisolithus orientalis is the source of this 474-nucleotide messenger RNA. RefSeq lists its product as uncharacterized. The record is from RefSeq and is a predicted model, not a curated record. The coding region runs from base 1 to 474 and encodes 157 amino acids. Lineage: Eukaryota; Fungi; Basidiomycota; Agaricomycetes; Boletales; Pisolithaceae. The transcript is spliced from 3 exons.